AUGAAUGAAAAUUGCUACGACAUUUGCCUAGUGAAAGAGCAACAGUUUAGGUCGAGGUCUAAUGACAAAGCUAAUAAACCUCACAGCGACAACAACGUUUGUUCUACAUCAGAAAUUAGUGACAUACCAUUGGGAGAAUGUGAGUUUAGUCAGUCAAUCAGUCAAUCUAAUAAGCAUGUGCUUUUACAAACAGACUCGCAUUGGCAGCAUAUGAUGGAAUUGAUCCAGCAACAUAUUUUCCUUGGCAUGCCAAAGCGUUUGCCUAAUUAA
Molecule: messenger RNA, 270 nt
Organism: Clunio marinus
Lineage: Eukaryota; Metazoa; Arthropoda; Insecta; Diptera; Chironomidae
Source: the annotation of a GenBank genome assembly